ACCGUAGAUCGGUCGAAGGGACGCAGUGUGCAUCCCCGCUCCUGUUAUACAUGAUUCUUAGUUUUCAUAGACAACGACCCUGUAGUGCAGCUGCAAUUUACCGUGUCUUCACCCUUAACCCAAUUCAUCGGUUUAAAAACUGAAGAGAUUUUGCUUCAGUAGACGCACGAAGUUGGACAACCUUUCUUGCUGGUGCUUAAACUACUCAAAUUCAGACGGACUGUGGCCCUGACCAAUGAGAAGUGAGCUGAAGCAACAAACGUCCAAUUAAAGGCCGGAUGGCGAUUUGUGGGCGGUUUAAGGAAACCGUGCGUAAGGUAGAGAGUAGGAAGAGGAGGUCAAAUGCAUUGAACGAAAACGAGGGUGUUUCGGGAGUGAUAUACAACUGUCAUGUUUCACUCGGUGCCCCGCGGUCGGAUCGGUGAGAUUGGUGUAAAUACACUAAGGCUUCAGAGCAGCUGGUCAUUUAGGCGCACUGUCGAGGAGAGCAGAGGAAAGCUUGGGAAGCACCCAUGGCUGGACAGGAGCGUAGGCCUGCUCCUGUCCUGGGUUCAGAGGGCAGGUGUGUACGCCAGCGAGGCUGCGGGGUCUGGCCCCAAAAGGAAGGGCUUGCUCGCUAUAUUUGCGGACCAUUGUAGCUUUGUGACCGGCCAGAGGCUCCGGCGUGCUUGCCAGAUUGGCGAGCUUUACUCCAACCUGUACUCGGAGCGCACCAGGUGGACACUGGUUGGCAACAUAUGGCGCAGUUUUCAGACCAAGCACGCCCCCACUGGGAAACUUGUUGCUGCUCUGACUGGUAUUUUCAUGUGGGAGAAUGAGAAGAUCCAAGAUGAAGAAAUGCACAGGUGUGGACAUGAGCUACAGGCUCUGGAGGCUGUAAAACGUCUAAGUGGGUCUUCGGGGACUGUGACUGGACAACAAGAACUUGGCUGGGAAAUUGUGGUGGAGAAGAAGGACUUCAGGGUGUGGAAGCGACCCAUUCCUAACAGUCAUCUCUAUGAAUACAGAGUAUUGGGCUCUUAUAAUGAUGUCACACCAAGACAGUUCUUCAAUGUACAGUUGGACAUAGAGUACAGGAAGAAGUGGGAUUCUCUUGUUAUCAAGCUUGACGUGGUGGACAGAGAUGCCAGUACUGGCUCUGAAGUUGUGCACUGGGCUACACACUUUCCUUAUCCCAUGUACUCGAGGGACUAUGUGUACGUGCGCCGCUAUGAUGUUGAUGUCAGCAAUAACCUGAUGAUCUUGGUCUCCAGAGCUGUGCAGCAUCCAAGAGUCCCAGAGACUCAGGAAUUUGUGAGAGUCCAUUCGUAUCAAUCAAAGAUGGUCAUUCGCCCACACAAAUCCUUUGAUGAGAAUGGAUUUGAUUACCUUCUGACUUACAGUGACGACCCUCAAACCGUCUUCCCCCGCUACUGUGUGAGCUGGAUGGUGUCAAGUGGUAUGCCGAAUUUUCUGGAGAAGCUGCAUACUGCUGCACUGCGGGCCAAGAACUUGGAAGUAGGAAUUCAGGACUACACGAAUGUCAUUAAAACCAGUGACAUUAACAGACAGUCAAGCCAGGAUCGCCUCACUGGAGAAAACGCCCAUACAGGUGGUCCUGGUCAGAUUUACGCUUGAGAUGGAGGUUUCAUAGAGACCGGAGGUUUUCUUGGUGUGCUUUCACUCGCGCUCGAGUCCAAAUUAAACCCUCCAACCCCAAUCUUAAGGGUGCGUUAGAAGAACUGAAAAUGAAAGUUGCAGUCCACGUUAAUGGCACAUGUCCAUCCAUAAAUGUGUUUAUACUGCUUGUAGAUGAGAUGUCACAAGAAUGUUGGACUACUUUAGUAACAGCAUUGUUGUCAUUGGAGAAAAUGUUGCAAUGGAAGUUGUUUCAGACUGCUGGUCUUGACAUUUUUCUUGCUCAGCUGGGGAAUGCCACCUGACGGUUUCCUGCAACUGUACGAUUGAACCAAAUUUCCUAACUGUAGCGAUAUUUCCGCCUAACAGUUUUUACUAAUGGCUUGUCUUUUGUUUUUAGACAAAGCUUGACUCCGUUCAGAGUGCCAGCAGGCACAUGGCUGUAUUAGCAUCUUAAGCGUGAUUUCAACAAGAUGUGGUGGACAUGAUUUUGACAUAAAACAGCAGCUACAUCCAGCUUCUGGUGGACAUUUUCAUUGAAAUGUUAACUAAUCUUUGGCCAAAAUAUUGCACUGAGAGAAGAAAUGACGCCCCCUGCUGGGAACACAUGGAUUUAAAGCAGGUGGUUUUAUGUUUGUUGGCAGCAUGAGUGAUUUAAAAGACAAGUUUGACUGAAAAAUUACACCAUUACUGUAUUUUAUUUCCACAGAAUUAAAAAAAAAAAAAAAAAAAAAAAAAGAUAUAGGGCUUUUCUUUGCUAUCAAAGGGAUAUUGGUUUACUGUCAGCACUGUUGAGGUAUCAGACGCUUCGUCUCACUGUGUUCCCGUGAGUGUUUAAAGCUUCCAGCCUCCUGAAGAGAAACCAGUCCUUCAGUAUUAGGGGCAUAGUGUCUUAUAACAACCAUAUAAAUCCUCAGAUACAGUGGUGUAAAAUUUAGAGUGUUCAUGCCACAUCACAAGCCAUUUACAUUUCGUGUAAGUUUAAAAAAAAAUAGUGGUGGUCCAAGUUCAGCUCAUAUGUUUUUGUUAUUGUGGGGUUCAUUAACGCAUUUUGCAUUCUUGAAGUUCUGCAUGUUUGUGUGUUACUGUAGAUCUUGUACAUUCAAAAAGCCACAGCUGGAGUUCUGGAAAUCUUUUUUUUUUUUUUUUUUUAAUGGUUGCAAUGAGCUUUACAACUUAUUCUUGAAUUUUAAUUCUACAGUUUAGUUCACAUUCAUCCUACUGAAACUCCUUUGAAUUCAUCCUUCCAAGUCACCCUUGCAUGCAGGGGGGUGCUAUGAAUGUACCAGGAGCAGCACAUGCUACAGAAUAUAACAUCGCCUAAUGAUGUGCACUGUUUACAGCCUGACAGACUGGCACAAAUAUCCUGAAAUAAUUUGUGUUAUUAAAAAAAAAAAAAAAAAAAAACUUCACGUCUUGUAGCGAAAGCUCAUGCCCUUACAUCCAUAAAUGGUACGUCUGAGUGAAUCAGCUGUUUCAAAUUCUCUAUGGUGGUUUUCACUUGAGUGAAGGAGGUCCUGUGUGGGUAUGUGUAUGCUCCCAGUGUGUCAAAAGUGAGUGUAAUUAUAUUCUGUUGUGAAGUGUUUUCCUGCCUCUGUGUUUUUUAACAAUGGCAGUGUAAGAUGAGAUACUCUUGAUAGGUUGACUGUGUAAUUUGUGAAGCUCAUAUUAACCCAAUUAAACAGUGUCAUACUUGCUAAUGUUUAGCCCGUGUGCGAAUGUAACAUCUGAAUAAUCUGUUAAUUGAAGACACCUCUGUGCCACCUGCAGUGUUCAAAACCAGUUUUCACAAUAAAUCUUGUUCAUUUUGCA
Molecule: messenger RNA, 3429 nt
Organism: Archocentrus centrarchus (flier cichlid)
Lineage: Eukaryota; Metazoa; Chordata; Actinopteri; Cichliformes; Cichlidae
Gene: stard7
Product: StAR related lipid transfer domain containing 7
Exons: 9
Coding region: 391-1617 (408 amino acids)
Molecular function (GO): lipid binding
Source: RefSeq, a predicted model, not a curated record